AUGCUUGUCGCCGCGGGCGUCGUUCUCACGGCCAUUGCGUCCUCACAGCUACAGCGCCAUGAACAGCCGAUCGAGAAGGCAGAGAGAAAGGUGAAGGCGGGAAUGGCGAUCCUGACGAUCUCGUGGGUCGUCCUGGUCGGGUGGACUGGACUUGCGUUUUUGGGGCCGAGGAGGACGAGCCCAGUCGUUAAGCAGGGGACUUUGCUGCUUUCGACUGUGUCUUUUUCGUUGUCUCUUAUUGGUGUCCGCGUCGUAUAUAGUCUCGUUGCUAUGAGUACGCAGAGGACGGACCUGAACCCGACGACCGGGUCGCUGGCGAUUCGCGUUGUGUUAAGCUUCCUGCCUGAGGUCAUUGUUGCGAUUGCAUACGUUGCGGCGGGAAUGAAGACUCGGAAUGCAUCGAAGCAAGAUAAAGAGGAACAGGCUGAGGAGUGGUCAAUGGCGAAGCAGACUUCCUCUCCGGUGGAUGCAUAA
This is a messenger RNA of Aspergillus affinis, 474 nucleotides long. RefSeq lists its product as uncharacterized. The coding region runs from base 1 to 474 and encodes 157 amino acids. The record is from RefSeq and is a predicted model, not a curated record. NCBI's taxonomy places the organism in Eukaryota, Fungi, Ascomycota, Eurotiomycetes, Eurotiales, Aspergillaceae. The transcript is spliced from 2 exons.